GUCAGGGGCAUAUGGUCAAGCUCCUGCACUCUCAGGAUUCAGUUGCCUCAGGUAACCUCCCCGUUUGGGUUAUGGAGAAUGUUCUCUCUUUUCUGAAUAGCCAUACUGAACCAUGGCUGAGCUUUGGCUCAACAUUCUUGGAUACAAACCCUGAGUUCGCUUGGCUGAGUGCAGCAGGGUUGCUCUUUCUGCCCUUGUGCUACCUGUUGCUGAAACCAUGGUUACCAACCCUCCAGAAAAACAAAGACAUCCAACAGCCACAGCUCAGAGCCAAAAGAAGCAGGAGAAGUGGAACAUUGAGAGGUCAGAGAACUUGCCAGAAAGAAGCAGAAGAGGGGAGGAAGCUGCUUUCUAUUCUGAAAAGCCCCCUGGGCCAGCACCGUGACAUCACGCACUUCCGACAGCUGCUGUGUCCAGACCCCCUCUGUGAGGUGUGUAACACCACAACAACUAACAUCAGUCGUCUUCUCUCUCGGGCAUCCCUGGAAGAUGCUGCUCACACUGUGUCUCAUUUGUCAGCCAUCACUUCUGUGACAAAGUCGUCACUCACUCAGACCUCUGUCAUCUCUGCAGAGCACCCAAUUCCAGCUUCAUUCACUGAGCAUACUCUGCCUCAGUCCUCCACUCUCCCCGCUUUCCAGGUCAUCCCUUUAGCAGACCCACUUUCACCCUUGGCACAAGACGACUCCGUGCCACAGGAGCCCAGUCCUCCCUUAGAUUCAAGAAUCCCAGUGGACCAGUUGCCAUCAGAGCCACUUGCCACAGCCUCAUGCCCACCACAUCGUACUCAAGAAAAGGAAACUGUUCUCCAACUAGAAGCCCCACCAUCACUUGAUGGCUCUGGUGUCUUGUCCACUGAUGACCUCAGUUUAGCGGAGGCCUCCUUUGGGGAACAUAGCACAGCUUCCCAGGUAAAACCUGGAUCCCCCAAAUCUCCCAGAUCUGUCCACCCUGCCCUCCUUGAGAGAGAUAUCAAGAAGAGAGAUGAUUUCCUGAUGUGCAGUGAACGAGAAAAGGGAGCAGAAUAUUUUGCAAGACGACAUGAGUCAGGCUACUCGCUGACUACUACAGGGAAAAGACCAGAGUUAGCUGCAGAUCAGCAGCACUCUGCACUCUCCCAUCCUCCUUCGAGCAGUGAAGGCAAACCAGAAGAGCUGCACAUGAGUCACAAGCUUGCAGGUCCUAAGAACUUGGAGGAUCACGUAGAUCCAAAAUGUAGCCAGAUCUGCCCUCUCCCAGGACUGCUUAGACAGUCACUGAGUCCUUUUGUCCAUACCUCACGUGACUGCCUCAGUGCAAUAUCCAACAUCUUCAAAGCCCCUGAAUCCCCAGGCCUUCCACACACACCUCUUCUUUCCUGGCCUGAGGUCCAACCUCUACCCUCGUCCCAUACUCUGCCCCAGGCUCAAGCUCACCAUCACCAUCUUGUACAGGCACAGGGUCAGCUUCUGUCCAUAACUGCAGUACUGCCAGAUCCUGCUCUAACCCAGAAUACAACCGGGGAAGUGUGUUUUCAAAGCACCCAGAGUGAGGCGCAGUCUCUCACACUCUCUGAAGUUCGCAACCUGGAUUAUAACAUGCUACAGAAAGUACAAAGUAGUGUGUGGGGUUUACCCUCUGUGGUUCAAAAAUACCAGGAAGACAUUGGUCCUCCAGUUCACAAGCUACUACUGGUCACCGAGUCCCCCAAAGAUCAGGUGCCCAUCUCUGGCCUUCCUAAAGAGUCCUUGAACAGUGAGAUGAGGAAGAAACUAGAGCACCAUCUUCACAGGAAUGUCAUCCAAUACCAGCAGGGCUUGUUCCCCAAAGCUCUCAAGUCUCCCCCGGCAGCAGGUCCUCAGACACAGUAUCCUGUGACCUCUGAGUCAAAGGGCAGCCAUGGAAUCAAUGCAGUCUCUUUGCUUAAGGGUCAGACCAGCAAAGAUCUGAAGAGUUUUGACUUGAGCCAAGCCAGCUUUCAUGAGAGGUUCCGAGAGAUGCCUCCUCUGAAGAAGGGAGUGGGGAAAAGACAGAGUCCCGAGACGGGUGACCCACAUGGGGUACCACAGUGUGUUCUGGGCUCUGACUCAGACACAGACCUGAAAAGUCACCUGAAGAGGCUCACAGGGAAAACUUCACAGGCAUCAUGUAUGAGCUUGAGAAAGAAACAACUUAUAACAGCCUUAGAAGUACAUUUGGGCAAGAAAUUUGAGGAAAUCAGUAAGGGUUGCAUCCCUGACAUUGUGCACAGAUCAAGGUAUUCUACCAACCUGACACUUUACUUACCUGAGAAAUCCCCCAAGCAAGUAAAAGACAGACGUCUGGCACCAUUUGAAGGUAAAGAUAGCUACCCGAAUAUCUCUCAGAAUAUUUCCUUCCUCAGCAACAAGAAACAAAAGAUAUUGGAAGAUCAUAUUAAAACUUUUCACAAUGGAAUAAGGUGGGGCCUUCCACACAAGGUCCAGAAAUCCACAGAAAUCUUCACAAGAAAGGCCUUACCCCAGGCACCUUCUGAUUCCCACAUUCUCUCAUCAGAUAAUAGUGUUUCUGGGGUGCAUCCUAAAAUUGAGGUCUGCAAACCCCAUAGAGAAAGCCCCAGUGCGCAAAAUAUGACCACACCGAAUUCAGUUUUGGAUCAUCCUUGUCCUGCUCCCUCACCUGUGGACAAGAAAGGACAGGGGACCCUGAGACGGUCACCUUCUUCUACCAGCCAGGAGCUUACUGAGGACCGCACACAGAUCUUUUCGACCCCAAGAGAUCACAUAGACAAAGCAAGUCAGCAGACUUUGCAAGCCAAGAGAAGCCCAACGCCACCCCCACGGCUGGCUGUCGUGGGCCCUGAGAUAAGGCAGAAAAGAAUGAGUUCUGGCAGUGUCAUAGAAAGGCAUCAGAGCAAAAUGACGAUGAAGUUAGAACACCUCCCUGUGUGUGACAAACCCAGGAGGACUUUCAAAGCACAGGAGCUCCAUGUUCGGCAGUCACAGCCCAGAACCGUCCUGAUGAGCAGUAAGUCAGAGCACGUCCCAGUGCGAGAUGUGAGUCCAAGAAAACCAGAAACUUCCCUGACCACGAAGAGAGCUCCACGAAGAACAGCAGUUCCCCAGGACCUCAAGUCAUCAGGCUUUAAAACUCAGCAGCUUAGGGAACCGACGUGUGAAAUGGAGAGCGUGGAGCAGAGCCAGGCUCAGAGCCUCCCCACUAAUGUGUCCCUUGCCUCCAAUGACUUCAGCCUCAAGACCUUAUUCCGUCAUGACAAAGGUGCCCCCUGUGAGGGCAUGGUGACUUCACUGAAGGGACAGCCUCCUCCUGAAAAUAUUUUUAAAAGAAAGAUAAAAUACUUUUUCCAAUGGCUUUAUUCUAGUAUGAAACAUAUAGGGCAAGAAAGCUCCAAGGGGAAGACCGGUGCCUCAUCCUCCUGUGUGCAGGGCAGGCGCCCGGGGAGAGGGCGAGCUGGACUGCCUGGGAACUCCAGAGAUUGGAAAGUCAGCAGAGUCUUUGCAAGGUUCUUUCACCAGAAUUCGGAGGGAGAACGUUUUCUUCCCUGCAAAUGAUUUCUGCCUUGUUGAAAAGUGUUCCCAAUAAAAGUCCUAAUAAA
Messenger RNA from Chinchilla lanigera (long-tailed chinchilla), 3574 nucleotides. Its product is annotated as putative spermatogenesis-associated protein 31D4. The transcript is spliced from 4 exons. NCBI's taxonomy places the organism in Eukaryota, Metazoa, Chordata, Mammalia, Rodentia, Chinchillidae. The record is from RefSeq and is a predicted model, not a curated record. Bases 12 to 3530 code for a protein of 1172 amino acids.